Mus caroli (Ryukyu mouse) is the source of this 843-nucleotide messenger RNA. RefSeq names its product B9 domain containing 1 (gene B9d1). The record is from RefSeq and is a predicted model, not a curated record. NCBI's taxonomy places the organism in Eukaryota, Metazoa, Chordata, Mammalia, Rodentia, Muridae. Gene Ontology annotation, biological process: cilium assembly. Gene Ontology annotation, cellular component: MKS complex.
CCUAGACGACUUACCAUCUGUUUCCAAGACAACCCGAGAGCCUCCUGGCAACAGUGCGCGGCCUGCGCCGGUCUCCCGGCCCAUCCGUGCAAUGACUGCAGCAAGUCCCAGCGUCUUCCUGCUCAUGGUCACCGGGCAGGUAGAGAGCGCACAGUUUCCAGAGUAUGAUGACCUCUACUGCAAGUACUGCUUUGUGUACGGCCAGGACUGGGCCCCAACAGCGGGUCUGGAGGAGGGGAUCUCACAGAUAGCAUCCAAGAGCCAAGAUGUACGGCAAGCACUGGUGUGGAACUUCCCCAUCGACGUGACCUUUAAAAGUACCAACCCCUAUGGCUGGCCACAGAUUGUACUCAGUGUCUACGGGCCGGACGUGUUUGGGAAUGAUGUCGUACGAGGCUAUGGAGCAGUGCAUGUGCCUCUCUCUCCCGGAAGGCACAAAAGGACCAUCCCCAUGUUUGUGCCAGAGUCUACAUCUACACUACAGAAGUUCACAAGCUGGUUCAUGGGACGGCGACCUGAGUACACAGACCCCAAGGUGGUGGCCCAGGGUGAAGGCCGGGAAGUGACUCGUGUUCGCUCUCAGGGAUUUGUUACCCUCCUCUUCAAUGUGGUGACCAAGGACAUGAAGAAGCUGGGCUAUGAUACUGGGCCUGUGGACACACAAGGAGUCCUGGAUCCUAGCCCGCCACAGAGCAACCCACAAUAAAAAUCAGCCCUUCUGUCCACCACUGUGGACCAGAUGCCCUACAGCCCACACACAGCCAAGGACAUGCCAACCAGGCUGGGAAACGGGGGAGCUAAAGGUAGUUUUAUAUAAUAAAGUGUCACAUGUUUUUCAGAGGU